Guillardia theta CCMP2712 is the source of this 360-nucleotide messenger RNA. RefSeq lists its product as hypothetical. The record is from RefSeq and is a predicted model, not a curated record. The coding region runs from base 1 to 360 and encodes 119 amino acids. NCBI's taxonomy places the organism in Eukaryota, Cryptophyceae, Pyrenomonadales, Geminigeraceae. The transcript has 3 exons.
AUGAUGAAAGAACAGAGCCUUCCCGUUUGCUCUGUGCUCGCCAUUGUUGGCUUUCGCUACAGAAAGGCAGAUUACAUGUACGAAAAAGAUUGGGAAGAGCUCUUCAGCAAUGACCAUGAUGCCGUGCUGAAGCUUGCGUAUACUGUUUCCCAGCCGCGGAAGUUUACUAAUAUAUUUCACAGAUUCUCUCGCGACGGGAAGCAAAAGGAGUAUGUCCAACACAAGAUUGCUCUGUUCUCAGAUGAAAUCUGGGACGCUCUGACGUCGUUUCUCGAUUUUGAUCUGCUGGGGCUAUGCCAAGAGCUGUCGAGGAAGCUUUCAUCAAGGCAUCAGGCGAGCAGAGCACCUCGUGGUGGUUAA